Molecule: messenger RNA, 2898 nt
Organism: Dermatophagoides farinae (American house dust mite)
Lineage: Eukaryota; Metazoa; Arthropoda; Arachnida; Sarcoptiformes; Pyroglyphidae
Product: LIM1_Isl and LIM2_Isl domain-containing protein tup
Biological process (GO): axonogenesis; positive regulation of transcription by RNA polymerase II; neuron fate specification
Molecular function (GO): DNA-binding transcription factor activity, RNA polymerase II-specific; DNA binding
Source: RefSeq, a predicted model, not a curated record
UGGUCCAGCGAUUCGUUUGUAGGCGGGAUUUGAAUCUUUUUGGCACUUUUUCAAAUAGAAAAGCAGUAGCAUGUUUUGAACAAAACACGCAUGUUUGAGUGGCGAAAGAGCAAUUCGACGUUGUCCACAUUUUGGCAUAACACACACUCACUCGAAAUUGAAUUUCACAGAGUCGACCUGAACGAAUCACAAAGUGAACCUGAAAACGAAAAUUCUGAGACCAAGUGAAAAUUUCAUUUUUUCGACUUGCAAAUCGUGUGUGUGUGUGUGUGUGUGUCAAUGUGCUCUAGUUUGUGUCUUUUGUGGGUCAUUAUGGUGGUGUGUUGAAUUGUUGAUGAUUUCAACCAAUUCAAUUAAAAAUUUUUUCACCUCAAAUCACUGAUCCGAUGGCGGUUGCUUCAUCGAUGCCCAUCAAAACGGAACCAUCCUCUUCAUCCUCCACUUUGUCAACAUCAACGACUUUGACAACAUCUACGUCCUGUUCAUCGACGACAUCUACACAAUUAUCACCACGUAAAUGGCCAUCAGCGGCUGAACGAAUCUCGUUGUGCGUCGGUUGUGGUUCGGAAAUCUACGACCAGUACAUCUUGCGGGUAUCACCCGAUCUUGAGUGGCAUGCAAGCUGUCUGAAAUGUGCCGAUUGUCAACAAUAUCUGGAUGAAUCGUGUACUUGUUUUGUGCGUGAUGGCAAAACGUACUGUAAACGAGAUUAUCUCAGGUUGUUUGGCGCCAAAUGCGCCAAAUGUUCACUGUGUUUCAGCAAGACGGAUCUGGUGAUGCGUGCUCGUAAUAAAAUCUAUCAUGUCGAAUGUUUUCGCUGCGCUGUUUGUGCACGACAAUUGACACGUGGCGACGAAUUUGUCCUGAAAUUCGACGACCUUUUCUGCAAAGCCGAUCACGAAGCUGCUGGACUUGGCUUCAACGGAGCCAACGACGUUGUGACCAUUUUGGGUGGCCAUCAUCCACCGUUAUCGCAUCAUCUCCAUCCACAUGGCCACUUUAUCGGUCCGCCGCAACUGCUACAUCAUCGCCAACCACCUUCAUUACAUCCUAAUCUGCAUCAUCAACCACCACCAGCACCACCGCCACCACCUCAACAACAGCAACAUGGUUUGUCCGCAUCGAAUCACUCAUUGUCAUCAUCAUCUUCAUCCUCAUCGUCCUCCUCUUCCUCAUCAUCAUCGUCGUCAUCGUCAACAUCAUCAUCAUUAACGCCUUUAACACCUGUGACACCGGAAUGUUUGAAAGAGAAUAAUGUCAGUGCUGCUAGCCAAUUGUUGGGUCUUGGUGCUCCAGGAUCACCGUCAAUUAAUAAUCCGGUGCAUCAUCAACAACAACCGUCGAUGCCUUUACAUCCGGCCGGUAUAAUACCCGGACCGGGUGGUGAUCUAAACGGCCACAUGAAUAGUAGCAAUAUAUCGCCAAGCGGUGGUGCCGGUGCACCUACACAUUUAUCCUCGUUAUCCGGUGCUCUUCACAUGGAUCCACCGCUGACAACAUCGCUGUCUAUAUCGUCAGGAUCAAUGACACCGCCGUCAUCAUCAGUGAUACCGCAGCCGCCACCACCACCACCACCACCUCUACAGCCAUCGAACCAAUUGAAUAGUGUAAAUCAAUCAAACUCAAACAAUAACAACAACAACAACAACAACUCAUCAUCAACAAAUUCUUCAUCGACAAAUUCAAGUGGUCAACAUCAUCAUCAUCAUCAUCACCAUCAUCGAUCCUCAUCAUCGCAUCGAUCAUCAUCAAUGUCACAUCACCAUAAUUCGAAUAAGAAUCCUGAUCACAAACCAACACGUGUUCGUACUGUUCUCAACGAAAAGCAACUGCACACACUACGUUCAUGUUAUAAUGCCAAUCCACGUCCGGAUGCAUUGAUGAAGGAGCAAUUGGUCGAGAUGACUGGCCUUUCUCCACGGGUCAUACGUGUAUGGUUUCAAAAUAAACGAUGUAAAGACAAAAAACGCAGCAUCCUAAUGAAACAGAUGCAACAACAGGAAAAGGAUGGUCGACAACUCAACAUUGGACAGAUGCGUGGUGUGCCAUUGAUAGCGACAUCACCUGUACGACACGAAAGUCCAGUUCAGAUGACACCGAUUGAUGUACAUAGCUAUCAACCACCGUGGAAAGCGUUGGCCGAUUAUGCAUCAAUGCAACCCGAUAUUGACCCGAAUGCUGCACAAUUUCAACAUCUUGUAUCACAGAUGCACGGAUAUAGUGAUGGGAAUGGCGGCAUGAAUGCAUCGAGCGAUACAUGUCUAUCAUCACUCGGUCAUGGUAGCGGCGGUAAUGGCGCCAAUGGACCUUGCACACCCAUGUCCUAUUUAGCCGAACAAGAUAUUCAUCAGCCUCCUAGCAACAUGUCAUCCGAUCUGUCCAGUCCAUGCACCAGUGACUAGUUUAUUGGACUAGUUUAGUGGUUCUGUGUAAAUAAGUCAUGCCGUGGCGACGAUUGUGAAAUGAUGAAUCCUACAAUCUCCACUCCAAUCCACACACUUUUUUAUCGGAUCAAACCAGGAGAUUUACAAACACACACACACACGAGACAUCGUUAUUGAAUUGAUGCCCAUUAUAUACACACCUAUUGAAUUACUUUGAUUGUCAAAACUUUGUUUCUCUUGUACAUCAUCAUCAUCAUCAUCAUCAUCAUUAUCAAUGAUUAACGUCCAGGUAAAUGUCAUUGAAUAGCGACUACAAUGACACCGACACACACACACACACACACAAAACAAAAUUUCUGGUUCCUUCGGUUCGUUCGUUUGUUUGUUUUCAUUCUCCCCAUUUCUAUAUACACAUAACAGUGAUCCAAAUUUCAAACAUGAAUACAGCGAAAACUCUUAUAUUGAUUAAUGAAAUGAAUAAAAAUGAAUUUUUCGAUCAAACAGUCGCAAGUUG